AUGGUUGCAUAAUUAAAUUCUUAAAAAUCAUUAGAAAUACAAAGAAAGAAAAUUAAUUAAAAUAAAGAAAAAAAAAUUACUGAUUUUUUUAAAAGAUUGUAGCCUAAUAAAAGUAUAUGGGAUAGUUUGACUCCUUAAUAAAUAGUUAUUUAAGAAAAAUAUCCUGAAAUUAAUAAUGUAGUAGAAAUUUUCCUUAAUGAAGAUGAUAAUUAUUUUAAAAGAGCAAAGAAAGUUAUACUUAUGUUCAGGAAAUUUAAUAAAGAUGCUUAAUUAGAACUUAGACAUUAGAGAACUUCUGAUGUUUUUUUUGAUAUUUUUAAUGAAUAAAAACCUGAUGAUUUAAGUUAAAAAGGUAUGCAAUUUAUAUAUAAAAUGAUUGAAACUUUAUUACCGAAAGCUAAUUAUUCGGAAGAUAAUAAAUAAUCAUUAAAAUUAAUGGAAUUAUGGGCAAAUCCUGAAAUUUUACCUUAAAAAGGAUGGAUUAGAAUUAUUGAAAAUGAAUAAAAUUGA
Messenger RNA from Ichthyophthirius multifiliis, 510 nucleotides. RefSeq names its product methyltransferase mt-, putative. The transcript has 2 exons. The record is from RefSeq and is a predicted model, not a curated record. Lineage: Eukaryota; Ciliophora; Oligohymenophorea; Hymenostomatida.